GGCAGUGAACAGCGGAACGGAACGUCAUUUUCGGAUUGCUCCUCAUUUUAUGAAGAAUCUGACAAAAGAGUAUCCUUUUUUGAUUAUUAAACCAGUUUAUUAUUCGCUAUUCAUCUAAAAACUUUUUACAAUCCAUUGUCAUUGUAUGAUUGAGGAUUUCUAGACGCUCACCCAGAUCCUGCAAUAGAAAGUGGCAGAGGAAUCUACAGGUCUCUUUUGGGUUUUAUUCAUGGUGAAGCUGCGACGUAUAUCGAGUGAAUGAGUGAGAGCGUGUCCAAGACAGCUAUCCCAGAGAAUACCGAAUAUGAGAACUCGAACCAGGGUUAUAUUGCAUUCUCUAUUACUGUUGGUUUUAGUAGUGCAGGUGAGCAGGCCAGUAUGUGUGGAUGUGCCCUCCGAAACAGAGGCGGUUGUUGGGAACCCCAUGAAACUGACCUGCAUCUCCUGUAUGAAGAGAGAGGAGGUCAGUGCGGAGACACGCGUGGACUGGUACUACAUCCCACCUGACGAAGAACCCAUCCCUAUCUACCUGUUUGAUGGACAACCCAGGGAGCUGGAGGGGCCUUGGAGGGGUCGCCUGGUGUGGAAUGGAAGUAAAGACCUGCAGGAACUCUCCAUCCGUAUCCUCAACGUCACAAUGAACGACACGGGCACCUACAAGUGUGUGGUCUUCCGACAGUUUGAGUUUGACUGCUACUCUCCCUCGGUUACCAACAGCCUGGUCAUCAACCUGGUGGUCAGAGAGGAAGCCAGUGACGACACCACUGCCCUGUACUCGGAGAUCAUGAUGUACGUCCUGCUGGUCUUCCUCACCUGCUGGCUCCUGGUGGAGAUGGUAUACUGCUACAGGAAGAUCUCCAAGUCAGACGAGCAGGCCCAGGACCCCGCGACAAACUACCUAGCCAUUCCCUCAGAAAAUAAAGAGAACCUGGGUGUUCCAGUUACAGAAUAAAAGUGACUGUCUCACACCAAUACGGUACUGACCAAUGGUGUAUCAAGCAGUUCAUAGUCACCUGACGAUACAGACUGAACUCUUUGAAGGGAACUUUCAGUAAAGAUGUCGCAACGCCUCUCAGCAACCAGGAAACCUGCCAAGUGGAGUCCCCUUUGUCUUGGUCUUGUGGUGUGAGCUAGCCAAAUACUUGAAUGCUCAAGUAUACUCUCCCUUCUUAUUUCACUCUGAACCACUAUGUGCCAGACAGCAGUGAUUUGAUGAUUAGUAAGUUGUUUAUGACUUUUGAAUGUCACCCACAGAAACAAAAUUGAACCGACUGUUGCAGAGGAUCAACCAAUUGCUUUCAAAGCAAACUACUUAUACUUUUAAAUGUGUGAAAUGUUGUUCAAAUGGUACACUGCACAUCAUUGGGUGCACAUAAAAGCUUCUGGUACGUUAUUUUCAGUUCAUUUUUACUCUCCUGAUAGAAAAUGACGAGAUCAUGGGUCAAGGUUUUGCUCUUAUAUGACCGGUGUCCCGUCGUUAUCUUUUUACAGAAAUUGGAUUGCAUAGCUUGUCAGGUUUACUUCACUCAAGUUGUUUGGUCAAAUGAGAUGUUUCAUGCACAGUAUGACUGUGGUUUAUGAUAUGAACACUGAGUCCUCUCGCUGGUUCUUAGUGUGACUCCAAGGCUCCAUUUGGCCUUCUACGUCAGAAGCUCCUCUUUAAGUUCAAUUCUCUUCCACGAAAGGACCUGGCUUGAGAAGACGUUGUGCAUUUGGAUCUUAGAGAGUGACUAGGCUAUUUUACAAAAGAAGAAGAAGGAAACAAAUGGAACAAAGUCACAGUCAUUGGUACCAGAGAUUCCUAUAUCUUUUGCUCACAUCAACAAUAUGGCUUUUUUACUCAGUGUUUUGUGAGAUAUAAAGCUUAUUCAAUGGCAUCUUAUUAAGACAUUCAAAACAAUGAUGCUGCAUAAUACAACUACUGUACACACCAAUAGCCAAAUACUUGAUCAUUCUAAACCAUGCUAAACCAUAUACUGGCUGGUGAGAUUGUUGUUUUUUAAUAUACAGUAGAAUUGCUAUUGAGACUCAUAUGUGCCUACUUCUAUAAUGUAUGAAUUGUGUACAAUCAUACUAUAUACAGUGCA
Salvelinus sp. IW2-2015 is the source of this 2087-nucleotide messenger RNA. RefSeq names its product sodium channel regulatory subunit beta-3-like. NCBI's taxonomy places the organism in Eukaryota, Metazoa, Chordata, Actinopteri, Salmoniformes, Salmonidae. The record is from RefSeq and is a predicted model, not a curated record. Gene Ontology annotation, biological process: regulation of heart rate by cardiac conduction; regulation of sodium ion transmembrane transporter activity; sodium ion transport. Gene Ontology annotation, cellular component: voltage-gated sodium channel complex. Gene Ontology annotation, molecular function: sodium channel inhibitor activity; transmembrane transporter binding.